This is a messenger RNA of Cheilinus undulatus (humphead wrasse), 1875 nucleotides long. RefSeq names its product ring finger protein 175 (gene rnf175). Lineage: Eukaryota; Metazoa; Chordata; Actinopteri; Labriformes; Labridae. Gene Ontology annotation, molecular function: metal ion binding; ubiquitin protein ligase activity. The record is from RefSeq and is a predicted model, not a curated record. The coding region runs from base 94 to 1035 and encodes 313 amino acids. Gene Ontology annotation, cellular component: Golgi membrane; endoplasmic reticulum membrane. The transcript is spliced from 9 exons.
CUCAGCGCAGCUGUUGAUGGGGAGCUGCUGUCAGAGCUAGCAUAGCCGUUAUUCGCCGGUUAGCUCCCACCGGGAGGGUUGUAAAGGUAAACGAUGGCGGGUGUGCAUCCUCAGGACGACCUGCUGAAAAUGACACACAGAGAGAACUGGAGGGUGCAGCAUGAGCGUAUGCAUGAGAGGCACAGAGGUCAUGAGGCCAUGCACGCUGAGAUGGUCCUGAUCCUCAUCGCCACGCUGGUGGUGGCUCAGAUCGUCCUGGUCCAGUGGAAGCAGCGGCACCACCGCUCAUACAAUCUGGUGACUCUGGUCCAGAUGUGGGUGGUUCCUCUUUACUUCACCAUUAAACUCUACUGGUGGAGGUUUCUGUCCAUGUGGGGCAUGUUCUCCGUCGUCACCAGCUACGUCAUCUUCAGAGCCACUCGUAAACCGCUGUCCUGCAGAACGCCGAGGAUGGUUUAUAAAUGGUUCCUGCUGAUCUAUAAGCUCAGCUAUGCGGUGGGUGUUCUGGGCUACCUGGCCAUCAUGUUCACCAUGUUUGGCUUCAACGUCUUCUUCAGGAUCAAGGCAGAGGACUCAAUGGAUGUGGGUGUAAUCAUGCUGUUUUAUGGACUUUACUAUGGCGUCAUGGGUAGAGACUUUGCUGAAAUCUGCUCCGACUAUAUGGCCUCAACGAUUGGGUAUUACAACAAGGGAGGCAUGCCCAGCCGGAGUCUGACCAACGACAUCUGUGCCGUCUGCGGUCAGAGGAUCCUCGUGGACGUGGAGGAGGAAGGAUUCAUAGAAGACACCUAUCAGCUCUCCUGUGGACACAUAUUCCACGAGUUCUGCAUCCGGGGUUGGUGCAUCGUAGGUAAGAAGCAAACGUGUCCAUACUGCAACGAAAAGGUUGAUCUGAAGAGGAUGAUGAACAACCCAUGGGAGAAGACACACGUCCUGUAUGGGCAACUGCUGGACUGGCUCAGAUACCUGGUUGCCUGGCAGCCCAUCAUCAUUGGUAUCGUUCAUGGGAUUAACUUCACCCUGGGCCUUAAAUAGACCCCGAGGAACCUCACUGUAGCUAGAACGAACUAAAAUUGCAAAACGUGCCAAACAUUUUUGGCAGAAUGUGUCAAAGUCAGCCCUCCAAGGAGCUGGUUUGGACUGCUUGUGAGGAUUUUUGCUUUCUCAGUACAUGCUGUUGCGUUCAGAGGACACUGAUGCUGCUGCUAACUUUUACAAAACAUACCGAAGCACAGACCCAGUACUGAUCAUUUCACAACAUUUAACAUGGAUGUGAAUAGCUUGUAUGAGCUGAUAUGCAUGGUUUUAUUGAGGAAAGUCAGCGCUUUACUUUGGACGUUUUCAUUAAAAAAUGCUUUUUUAUACAAGCUUUUUAUACACUCCUAACACCUGAUUUGGAAAGCGGCAAAAAGUACAAUUCUCUCCAACAGUUGACAUUUCAUCUUAUUUAUAUAAUUUCCCUUUGAAUGUUAGUCCUGUUCUUAAAUUUUGUGUUAUGCUUAAGAUUGGAUAUUGAAUAUAGGUCAACCUGUUGUUGAAUUUGGGGAUAACAUUUCAGUGCCACUCUCCCUGAAGCUGAUGCGCCGAAAUUUAAAGAAUGCCUUUUUGGACUACAUUUUCAAAACUUGGAGAUAAAGAGUGGAGGAAAAGACAUUUAGAAUGCUCUUGCAUUUGCUGAACCUGCAACAUGGCGGCAUAUGCCCAAGACUACGGUUGACAAACUCCAAACCCCCAGAAACAGAAUAUGGACAUAUCAUCCUGCACUGCAUUGCUCAAACAGAAGACAUACUCUUUUCCCAAAUCAACUUGUUGCUUUUGGUUCAAGACUGCUGCUUAUAUUAACUUUGUAUUUAUUAAAUAUUCUAAAAUCCUCAA